AUGAAGAUAAGGAAAAAAGGAAAAUUUAAAAAUAUCGACAGCGACGAGGAUGAUGAUGGAAAGAGAGCAAAAGUAUCCGACGGUGAGAAGAAGCACCGUGCUCAAGGCCACACAAUGCCAACCAUGGACAUGGCCAAAGAUAACAAUGUGAAUGAGAUGAAUUUUCAAAAGGGUUUUGUUCUCUGCACUGUGGUGCUUGGCGCAAAUGCCAUAUUGGCUGUGUCUCUUGCACUCUGCAAAGCAGGUGCCCAUGUUGCGAAAACCCCCCUGUACCAGCACAUUGCAAACCUUGCUGGAAACAAGAACUUGGUUUUGCCUGUUCCUGCUUUCAAUGUCAUCAACGGUGGAUCACAUGCCGGAAACAAACUUGCAAUGCAGGAGUUCAUGAUUCUUUCUGUUGGAGCUUCCUCAUUUAAGGAGGCCAUGAAGAUGGGAGUUGAAGUAUAUCACAAUUUGCAGUCUGUAAUUAAAAAGAAAUACGGUCAAGAUGCAACUAAUGUUGGUGAUGAAGGUGGCUUUGCACCUAACAUUCAAGAAAACAAAGAAGGUCUUAAAUUGCUUAAGACUGCCAUUGCUAAGGUUGGAUACACUGGCAAAGUUGUUAUUGGAAUGGAUGUUGCUGCCUCAGAGUUUUAUGGAUCAGAUAAAACCUAUGACUUGAACUUUAAGGAGGAGAACAACAAUGGCUCCGAGAAGAUCUCAGGAGAUGCUCUCAAAGAUCUCUACAAGUCUUUCGUAAGUGAGUACCCUAUUGUUUCCAUUGAGGAUCCAUUUGACCAAGAUGACUGGGAGUACUAUGCCAAGAUGACCGCUGAAUGUGGUGAACAAGUACAAAUUAUAGGAGAUGAUCUUCUUGUCACCAACCCAAAGAGGGUUGAGAAGGCAAUCAAGGAAAAGUCUUGCAAUGCUCUUCUUCUCAAGGUUAACCAAAUUGGGUCUUUAACAGAGAGCAUUGAAGCUGUAAGAAUGUCUAAGAAAGCUGGUUGGGGUGUUAUGGCAAGCCACCGCAGUGGAGAGACUGAGGACACCUUCAUUGCUGAUCUCUCCGUGGGUUUGGCAACGGGUCAAAUCAAGACCGGAGCUCCCUGUAGGUCGGAGCGUCUUGCCAAGUACAACCAGCUCUUGCGAAUUGAGGAGGAGCUCGGUUCAAAAGCUGUGUAUGCUGGAGCUAAGUUCCGCGUCCCAGUUGAGCCCUACUAAAUUAUGAAGCGUUGAUAUCUUUUGCGGGAUCCUAAAGCAAUGGAAGUUGACUUUCCAGUGAUUAUGUAGAACGAUUUAGGCUUCUGAUUUGAUGAUACUUGUUUUUUUUUCUUGCAAUAUUGCUCAGAAAAGUUUUGUUUUGAGAGCUUUGAACAAUGUUCAACUGAUAUUUAUGCGGAUGCUAUCAGUUAUUGAGUUGCAUUUUGAUUAUUACAGUUA
Molecule: messenger RNA, 1419 nt
Organism: Cannabis sativa
Lineage: Eukaryota; Viridiplantae; Streptophyta; Magnoliopsida; Rosales; Cannabaceae
Product: enolase-like
Exons: 14
Coding region: 1-1200 (399 amino acids)
Biological process (GO): glycolytic process
Cellular component (GO): phosphopyruvate hydratase complex
Molecular function (GO): magnesium ion binding; phosphopyruvate hydratase activity
Source: RefSeq, a predicted model, not a curated record